AGUUAUUUUCAAGCCAGCUGGCUUUGUAGCUGGCUAAAAUCGUUUUACUUUAAUGCUCUCCAGCUCUGUUAUGCGAAGAUUAUAAACAGUCAUCAUGAGAGCUCAAAUUGAGGUGAUCCCGUGUAAGAUCUGUGGGGACAAGUCCUCAGGAAUUCACUAUGGGGUGAUCACCUGUGAAGGCUGCAAGGGCUUCUUCCGUCGCAGCCAGCAGAACAAUGCCAUGUACUCCUGUUCCAGGCAGAGGAACUGCCUGAUCGACCGCACCAACCGCAACCGCUGCCAGCACUGCCGACUGCAGAAGUGCCUGGCACUGGGCAUGAGCCGUGAUGCGGUGAAGUUCGGGCGCAUGUCCAAAAAGCAGCGCGAUAGCCUGUACGCCGAGGUGCAGAAGCACCAGCAGUCGCAGGAGUGCGCGGGGGGCGUGGCCCGGGAGGAGCAGGGUGACGACGGAGGGCACAGCCGGGCCUACAGCAGCGGCUCCAGCGCCGCCCUCAGCGACUUGGACGACAUCGCCACGCUGCCCGACGGGCUGCUGUUCGACCUGCCGCUCACGCCCGAGGGGGCGGGCGGCUACUGCGGCCUGGAGCUGCUCGGCGGGGGCAGUCUGUCCUCCAACAGCUCGCCUGAGCAGAACGGGCUGGACUUCAGCGACGGCAGCCACAUCAAACACGAGUACGACCUGCUGCACGAGACCGGGCUCUUCACCCCGCCGCCCGAGAGCUGCUCCCUGAUGGAGAUAGAGCAUAUUACACAGAGUGUGGUGAAGUCCCACCUGGAGACCAUCCAGCACAGCGCCGAGGAGCUCAAAAGACUGGUCUGGAAUCUGUACACCCCAGAAGAGACUCGCGCGUUCCAGAGUAAGUCUGUGGAGUGGAUGUGGCAGCAGUGCACCCACCACCUCACCAGCGCCAUCCAGUACGUGGUGGAGUUCGCCAAGCGCAUCUCUGGCUUCAUGGACCUCUGCCAGAAUGACCAGAUCAUCCUGCUCAAAGCAGGGUGUCUGGAGGUUCUGUUGAUCCGCACGUGUCGCGCCUACAAUCCCAUCAACAACACCAUGCUGUUCAACGGCAAGUUUGCCAGCGCACAGCUCUUCAAGGCCCUCGGCUGCGAUGACCUUGUGAAUGCCGUGUACGAUCUGGCCAAGAGCCUGUGCCGACUGCAGCUCACUGAGGAAGAGAUGGCUCUGUUCAGCGCCACAGUCCUCCUGUCACCAGAUCGGCUGUGGCUAACAGACACACUGCAGGUGCAGAAGCUGCAGGAGAAAGUCUACCUGGCGCUGCAACACUGCCUCCACAGGAGCGGGGCCAAUGAGGAGAAACUGGCCAAGAUGGUGUCCAAGUUGCCCAUGAUGAAGUCCAUUUGCAACCUGCACAUGGACAAGCUGGAGUUUUUCCGUCUGGUUCACCCAGACACAGCCUACGGCUUCCCUCCACUCUAUCGGGAGGUCUUCGGAAGCGAGAUCCCCUUCCCUGACUCCACGGAAAGCUAAGUUCAGUCAGAGAGAGAGAGAGAAAGUGUAGGGAGAGGUAGGUUUGAGCAGGCGUAGAUGCAGAGGAACAGCAAAUCACCAGACUCAACCAGCGGUUCAGUGACAAUCUCUCACACACUACUUAACACCACACUACUGUGACCUCAGACUUCUGACACACCCCCCCCCGAAUCAUCACAGCACCUGACACUGUGAGGUCUGCUACAGGGCCAUUGUCAGCAGGUUCUGUGAUGCCACACGCAUGUGACCUUACUGCGGGGAGCCCAAGGCGAGAGCUUGGCUUCCUCACUUCUCUUCUGUGUGUGGGCCUGCACGUCCCUCAGCCUGAAUUGUGACUUAUGAGUUCCUCCUGCAGUUCUCACCAUGCCCUCCAUCCCCUCGUCCCCUCAUCCCCC
Megalops cyprinoides (Indo-Pacific tarpon) is the source of this 1884-nucleotide messenger RNA. Its product is annotated as nuclear receptor ROR-beta-like. The record is from RefSeq and is a predicted model, not a curated record. The coding region runs from base 95 to 1489 and encodes 464 amino acids. Gene Ontology annotation, cellular component: nucleus. Gene Ontology annotation, molecular function: RNA polymerase II cis-regulatory region sequence-specific DNA binding; nuclear receptor activity; zinc ion binding. NCBI's taxonomy places the organism in Eukaryota, Metazoa, Chordata, Actinopteri, Elopiformes, Megalopidae. Gene Ontology annotation, biological process: regulation of transcription by RNA polymerase II. The transcript is spliced from 10 exons.